Messenger RNA from Cheilinus undulatus (humphead wrasse), 4360 nucleotides. It is a transcript of the gene vegfba, whose product is annotated as vascular endothelial growth factor Ba. Bases 856 to 1689 code for a protein of 277 amino acids. The transcript is spliced from 9 exons. Lineage: Eukaryota; Metazoa; Chordata; Actinopteri; Labriformes; Labridae. The record is from RefSeq and is a predicted model, not a curated record. Gene Ontology annotation, biological process: vascular endothelial growth factor signaling pathway; vascular endothelial growth factor receptor signaling pathway; positive regulation of endothelial cell proliferation. Gene Ontology annotation, cellular component: membrane. Gene Ontology annotation, molecular function: heparin binding; chemoattractant activity; growth factor activity.
AAAUGAGGAAACCGAUCACAACAACUAAUGAAGACUGCCACCUCUUCAGACCUGUGAGUGUCUGUGUGCUGCUCUGCCGGCUCUGCUGGAGCUGCGCUGCCAUGUCAGUGCAGGAUGUCACUCCAGUCAUUUUUGUGAGAGGAUAAUCAACGGGAAGAUGCGCCUGGAGGGGAAACGUCACAUUUUCAGAGGGAGCGACAGUGUGGAGGGACUGUGAGCGAGCAGGGGAGACGGAUAUGCGGCACGUCGCUCCAAAGCUUUGGAUCUUUACCGGAUAAAACGUCCUAUAGAUGGAUAAUGAUAUUCUUCAUAGAGGAUUUUAUGAUCGCAGCACGUUUCAGCGGGAAUUUGGAUGGUGCUUCAAUCACGUCAGCAAGGACCCCCUCACCGGUUUCAAGGGAUCAGGACCAAUAGACUGACACUGCCUUGAAAUACAUGCAGGGAGGCUUCACUCAAAGUUUAAAUAAGUCCCAUCCAAAUAUCAGGAUUUUGAGGUCAUAGUGCCACGCUGUGACAUUAAUAUUAAUGUUAACAUUUCUGGAGGGAGGAAUAUUAUAGAACAGCCUGUCUCUAAAAAUUAACACCACAAAGUAUCAGUAGAGUUUUAAUUGGCUCCUGCCUGGUGUUAUUCAAACAAUCAUUUAGUCUCCAAUGCAGCAACAUAAAGUUAUUAUUCCAACAUUGAGGAUGCCACCCUGGCUGUCCUUUCACGGAAGGGAGACUGGAGAAUGAAAACGGGAUUUUUGCGUCUUUAAUCGGGCACAGAUCUAAAGGAAGGACACAGACGGACCUUCUUCUUCUUCUUUUGGAUUGGUCCAAAAAUAUUUUUUUGCGUGCCCCUUGGACUCCUGCACAAUGGGGAUUAUGCUUCAAGUUAUUCUAGGAAUGUUUCAAUUCCUGCUGCUCACUAGAAUACCAACGUCUCAUGCCAAGCUUGCUCACUGGCGGCCGGCAGACCCCCCGAAAUCCAGGGAAGGUAGAGAAGUGCGGCGGUGGUUGGAGGUUUAUUCUCGGAGUGGCUGUGAGCCUCGGGACACUCUGGUGGAGGUUUGGCGGGAGUUGCCAGGGGAGACGCACCAUCUCUUUGUCCCAUCCUGCGUAUCAGUGAGGCGGUGUGGCGGCUGCUGCCCUGAUGAGGCCUUGGAGUGUGUCCCUUUACUCACACACACACUCACCAUGGAGCUGAUGAGAACUUCCUUCAUGAAACAUGAGCUUGUUGAGCUGCCCUUCAUCGAGCACAGUCAGUGUGAGUGCAGAUUAAAAGAAUUUGAGCCAACACCCAGUGCAAGAGUUGGCUGUGAGCUGGCCCGGGCCAAAGGUUGGACACCCUUGAGGCCCUCAGUAAAGCCAGCGAGAAAAGGCAAGAAAAAAGAAAGAGGAAAGUCCAGACAGAAGACCCCCGGAGCCCUCCGAGCUGUGAUUCCUGCUCCCCCAAGUCUUCCCCCUCCAGCCUCCCCUCCUUCUCCACCAUCACCUCCUCCCACCAUCUUCUCCCCCUCUUCUUCUCCAUCUUCUCCUCCCUCACCACUGCCGUCUCAGAGGCCUCAAUGUCGCCCCUGCAGAGGGAGGAAGUGGGUUUUGGAUGAGACGUCCUGCAAGUGUCGUUGCACCGUCAGUGCUGAGAGCUGCAGCCGGAAGAAUCGGAAGCUCAACCAUCAGCGCUGCAGGUGUGAUGCCAUGAGGAAUUGAUGUGUCCAUCCUCUUGCGUUUUGCCUCCUUUUCUCCACCAACCCCGCCAAUUCAUCGCUCUUUCUGAUCACCAGGGCCGUGGAGCGCACAGUUCAACAUCCAGGGCCUCCCUCAGACUGAUGCACACAGAAGACCCUCUGGUAGAGCUCUAGUUUAGCAUCUAGGUUAGCAUCAAAUGCAGGAUUACAGCCUGAAUAUAGAUCUACACGUGUGUUUGUGCAACCACACAUCUUAUCACCCCUUUACGCCCGUCUGUCCACAUGUGUGUGCAGACAUGUAGAGCUACACAGGAUGUCCCAUGAGUGGAGGGGAUGAAACGGUAGCCCGGACACUUUUUCUUUCUCGGAGGGCACGUGCAACGUGCUCCUGUUCUACUGCGGUUAGGAGGUUGGAGUACAAGAGGGUUUUUUGGUCUGCAUUUGAACUUCUAUAAACAAGAGAACAAUGGGAACACUAAAUCUAUCACUAUACAGGGACAAAGGAUAUAAAGAGGAUUGGAUUUCAGUGGAAUCUUGAUUUCUUUUUGUUUAGACGACGUGCACAAGGCGAUGGAUUCAAGGUUGAAGUUAAGGCCACUUUUUGUGCAGAUGAUCUAAACAUGUCCGCAGAUGACAGAUGGACACUUCCACAGGGACAUGGGGCAUGCACAUGAGAAGGCACCCCAGUGUGCGUGGACCUAUAGUCUCGCUGAAUGCUGGGAGGUGAGUGUAUCUGUGUGGUCCCCGCACUGAAAGACCCAGAUGGGACACCCCUGCAGCCGUUCUCUCUCUUUCAAAGCAUCUGACCACAGGCUGGCUCUCCAAGCCGAUUUCCAGCAUUUGUUUAAUUUGGGCCUUUUGUCUCCAUCUUUCCUGGGCUCCUGGACUGAAAGCAGUCGCUUUGCCUCUCUUUGCGUCUCUUUUAGGCAGUGAGGAGAAUGACAAUAAUGAGAGGGCUGGCGGCUGUCCACUGCUUCACACACAAACAUUCACACUUAUAAUGCCAGGAACAGAGGCGACACUGCUAAUGCAGACACACACAGGCUCACACACACUGCUGCAGCAGGCACACAUACAUAAAUAUCUACACACGUCAUGCAAUGUGAAAUGAAUGCAGGUAGCCAUAAGCUUUUGUUUCUAACAAGCAGUAGUUUAUACAAUUUGCUGUAAAGUUUUCAUUUGAUAUUGUAUCAUAUUUGCCUCUGUUUUAUAUUUUAUUAUAAUUGCGUGGAGUUGAUUGAAAAGAUAUUGUGUUUAUUGCGGAAUGUGUCUUUGUUUUGUUUGUGUUCAUCUUUAAUCCGUCUGCAUAAAGAGUCACGCUGGGUGGCCGGCUAUGAACAAAGUCAGCAUCCAAACUGAUACCCAAACGUAUUGAAUUUAAACAGAGACAGCUCACACAGCCCACAAACGGGUGACUAUAUACAUUAUAAUGUGUAAUUCAAACAAUCAGUGGGGCAGUGUUGUCCACAGCAGCACACACAAACCAAGCAAACAGUCGUUCCCAGCGCACUGAAAGGAAAACAUGCCUGUUUUUGUUGCAUGUUAGAGCCGGGGUGGAAAGAGUAUUAUUCAUUUGGAACAUAACACAUUGUUUAUAUUCUGACUGAAUCUCACGGUUUAACUCCAUGUUAGUUCAUGACUGCUUGGCUUCUGGGUGGGUCUGAGGAUUUGAACUGUGACUGUUUCAGAAAGGAUGAGGUCUGGAGCAGCUUGUCAGUCAGCGUGACGGCCUAAAUCCAGAGCUCAGAGGACCCGGAGUGGUGGGUCACACAGUUAAACCCAUUUUUGACUCUCAUUCAGACCCCGUGUCUUGUGCUAAAUUUUUCUGAGAACGUUUUAGCGCUGACGUCCGAGCUCCAUGAUAGACAGCAGCUUUGAUUCGUGUCCGUACUCUCCCUCAGGAUCCAUACAGCAGUCAAGUCGAGUGUGUGAAUUUUUCGUGUCAGCCUCGAGCAAAAGAAGUGUGUUUCAGUGAUAAGCUCUGUAUUUAUACAAUGAGAUUUUUUUUUCACGCUCAGUCAUUGUUCAGUGUUGUGACUGUCAAUCAAUGCUUCAAUCACUACCUCUUUAUCACAGCAUUUUAAUGACCAAGUAUAAGAGCAUUGUUGUUACUUUUCUUGUAUGCAUUUUUUUUUAUCGACAUCUAGCAAUAAGCAUAGUCUCCAGUGUAGAUAUGUGGAGCUAAAGCAGAUGUAGUUUAGAGGAUCCUAUAGGAGUUUUCUUAAUAAUCAGAAGGGAAAUAGUUUCAUUAGAGGAGCUGGUCCUCUGGGUACAGACCAGACACUGUGUGAUAACAUGGAGGGUUUCUCAAAGCAUUUGUAGCCUUUCACCUCUUGUUUCUUUGUUGCUGAGUGAUAGAUGAAGAUGGAUACUGCCCUCAUGUCUUUACUGCAAAUAUGAGACUGGAGCAAGCAAGCUUAGCUUAAUACUGUCACAGCAUCUCAAAGGAGCACCAUUUAACAAAUUAGUCUUUUAUAGUGUAGUAAAAAAUGAGAAUGAGAAUUUUAAACCAUAAGAGACUCCCUGCUAGGGUAUACUCCCUCACUAAACCUGUUUACACUUUUUAAAGGGGCAUAUUAUGAAAAAAAUACUUUUUGUAUCUUUGCAUAUAUAGUGCAUUUAGAAAGUAUUCAGAACCCCUUCAUUUGUUUAGUUUUUCUUUUGUUGCAGCCUGGCGCUGUUUAAAAAUUUCA